This is a messenger RNA of Homarus americanus (American lobster), 1169 nucleotides long. Its product is annotated as protein phosphatase 1 regulatory subunit 36-like. The record is from RefSeq and is a predicted model, not a curated record. The transcript has 7 exons. Bases 41 to 1096 code for a protein of 351 amino acids. Gene Ontology annotation, biological process: negative regulation of phosphatase activity. Gene Ontology annotation, molecular function: phosphatase binding. Lineage: Eukaryota; Metazoa; Arthropoda; Malacostraca; Decapoda; Nephropidae.
ACCACACACACGACCCCAGCCGCACCAUACUGUAGAAAAUAUGAACAGUGAAAGAGAUAACAGCCCCAAAUCAAAGAGCUGGGUGUGGAAUGACCAUCGUGGAGAAUUAGUCAAGAUUAGACAAGAUGGACGUCCAGCCAGCCCCUCGGCAUCCUCCUCCACCUCUCGCCGUUUCUCUGCCCCUCCUGGCCAGAAACACAUCAACAGACAACUCCUACAGUCUAGGCGGAUAGUGGAGGCUGAGUAUGGCCGCCUGGACCCCGAGGACUGGGAGAGUCAACCAGAGGCGCCCGUCACCUUCACUCACUGCCUCAAGGUCACCCUCCACCUCCAGGCCACCCAGACCACCUUCACCAAGAUGUUCCUCGAUGUGGUCAAGCUUCAGAAGGUGCAGGAGCUACUGAGAGGCCUGGUGGAGUACUUCAGAGAGCUGUUCCUGCAGGCGGACCUUAUACGAGGGAUCGAGCCCCCUGCUGUGGGUAACAAGCGGGUGCUGGAGUUAAGGUGGCGAGAGAGACUCCAGGCGGUGUUACAACCUCUGGCCGCCUCCUAUGGUCAGGUCAUACUGGGUCACGGCCUGAACAACCUGCAUCAUAUGAAGCGGGGACACAGUCUACAGAGCUACGGUAAACGAGACAACGAGAUAUUUGAGUGGCUGUACGAGGCGGCGGAACUCUUCGUGUGGAUAGUGUUCAGGAGACGAGACCGGCCUGUCAUCCACACUGAGGUCACCAGGCUGUUCCGGGGUCAAGUGGGACUCGAGUAUGAGGAACAACAACGUCAGCUACAGUUCCAACAAGGGGAGGAAGUCGUGGAGCAGCGGAAGAUAUCGAGGAGGAGGAAGAGCAACACGAUGACUCCUUUGUCUGGUGUGGUGCGUGAGAACUCUGGGUUAAUGUGCAGGACGGUGCCACCCAUGAGCCUGACCAACACCAUGAGUGCUUGGUGUGACACUCUCCCACCCCUCACCUAUGUGUCGCAGAGCGAGGCUGCAGGAGGGGAGGGGUUGUGGGUGCUGGGUGCUCGACGAGGUGACCUGAACGAGUAUCUUGAACCAGCUGUACAGGAGGGCGACCAGCUGAGCAUACUGGACUAAGGACUGCCUGUCUCUCUGUUUCUGUGUGUUUUACUGUUUUUCUGCAUUUCUAAUUUUUUCUCUCUCUCUUUGC